AUGCGGAAGAAUUUUCAGUUUAAAGUAAAGAAGUCGACGUCGGAGCUAUAUAUACUGCGGUGCGUUCAUGCUGAUUGCACGUGGAGACUUCGAGCUACCAAGCUAAAGGAAUGCACUUUGUUCAAGAUAAAAAAAUAUUGUGCUGCCCAUAUGUGCUAUGGUGGAGCUUUAAAACAUGAUCAUAGGCAAGCCAAAAGUUGGGUGGUAGGACAUCUUGUGCAAGAGAAGUUCACAGACGUCUCCCGCACGUAUAGACCAAAGGACAUUAUACAAGACAUGAGGAAGGAGUAUGGUGUCAAUUUAAGUUAUGAUAGAGCAUGGCGUUCUAGUGAAGAAGCACUCCGGCUUAUUAGAGGUGAUCUAGCAUCGUCAUAUGGUCUACUUGCAGCUUAUGGUGAAGCUUUGAAAAUCAUGAACCCAGGUACUAUUUUCGAAUUAGAACUAGAAGGUGGCAAGUAUUUCAAAUAUGUAUUUAUGACACUGGGUCAAUCGAUUCGAGGUUUUCUGGGUUGUAUUAGACCAGUGUUGGUUGUUGACAGGGCCCACCUAAAGGGGAAGUUCAGAGGGGUAUUGUUAUCAGCUUCUGGUGUCGAUGCGAAUAACCAGAUUUACCCGGUAGCAUUUGUGAUUGUCGACGGUGAGAGGUAG
This is a messenger RNA of Momordica charantia (bitter melon), 648 nucleotides long. The record is from RefSeq and is a predicted model, not a curated record. Lineage: Eukaryota; Viridiplantae; Streptophyta; Magnoliopsida; Cucurbitales; Cucurbitaceae.